Messenger RNA from Protobothrops mucrosquamatus (brown spotted pit viper), 4063 nucleotides. RefSeq names its product terminal uridylyltransferase 4. Bases 110 to 3496 code for a protein of 1128 amino acids. The transcript has 26 exons. The record is from RefSeq and is a predicted model, not a curated record. Gene Ontology annotation, molecular function: nucleic acid binding; zinc ion binding; RNA uridylyltransferase activity. NCBI's taxonomy places the organism in Eukaryota, Metazoa, Chordata, Lepidosauria, Squamata, Viperidae.
UCCAGAGUACUCUAAUUGCCAGUAUCUGUGUAAGCUGUGUUUAGUUCACAUUGAAAAUAUCCAGGGAGCUCAUAAACAUAUUAAAGAAAAACGCCAUAAAAAGAAUAUCAUGGAAAAGCAAGAAGAAGAUGAGCUCCGUGCCCUCCCUUCUCCUUCCCCUGCACAAGUUGCUGCUUUGAAUUUUAUGCUGAUGGAGGCAGCAAAAGAAAAAGGAAUAUCCGAUGAUGAUUUCAAAGUCCGCCAAGAAAUUGUAUAUGAUAUGGAAAAGAUUAUUCAGCAGUCCUUACCAGAGUGUUCGUUGAGGAUGUAUGGAUCCUGUCUAACUAGAUUUGCUUUUAAAACCAGUGAUGUUAAUAUUGAUAUAAAAUUUCCCUCCACGAUGAGUCAUCCAGAUGUUCUGAUACAAGUGCUCGAUAUUUUAAAAAAUACUGGAUCUUACUCUGAUGUGGAAUCAGAUUUCCAUGCCAAAGUUCCUGUUGUUUUUUGUAAAGAUGUUAAAAGUGGUUUAACUUGUAAAGUAAGUGCUGGAAAUGAUGUGGCCUGCCUUACAACUGACCUGCUAGCUGCACUCGGCAAACUAGAGCCAGUCCUUGUUCCUUUGGUGUUGGCUUUUCGCUACUGGGCUAAAUUGUGUCAUAUUGACUGCCAGGCAGAAGGUGGAAUCCCUUCAUAUUCCUUUGCCUUAAUGGUAAUAUUUUUCCUUCAACAAAGAGAACCACGUAUCCUACCAUCAUAUUUAGGCAACUGGAUUGAAGGCUUUGAUUCUAAGAAGGCUGAUGAUUACCAACUGAAGGGAAUAAAAGAUAAAAAGUUUGUAGUGUGGGAAUACAAACUAUCAAAUAAUGGAGCAGGGAAAAAUGUGAAUACUGUAGAAGGCAAAUCUAAAGGAGACCAGCACAGAAAUGGUAACAAGACUACAGCAGCCAUGGAGCCAAACAUCCAAAAUAAUCCAAAGGAGAAAAAAGGCCAUUCUCCAUUGUCAUUGGAAACACCACACCAGAUAUCUCUGGGACAACUUUGGUUAGAAUUGUUGAAGUUUUAUACACUGGAAUUUGCUUUGGAAGAAUAUGUUAUCAGCAUACGGGUACAAGAACUUUUAACCAGAGAAAACAAGAACUGGCCCAAAAGGCGAAUAGCCAUUGAAGAUCCCUUUGCACUAAAAAGAAAUGUUGCACGGAGUCUGAACAGCCAGAUGGUGUUUGAAUACAUCCUGGAGAGGUUCAGGACAGCGUAUAAAUACUUUGCAUGUCCGCAGAGUAAAGAUGAGACUCAGCCCAAACCAGAUACCAAGAAAAAAGAAAAAGGAAAAAUAGGUAGCAAAAGAACUGGAGAACCUGUAAUCAACUGUUGCCUUCCACAGCAGGCCAAUAUUACAGGAAAACAUAAACCAGGUCAUGGAUGUGAUUUACAGGAGUGUAAAUUUAAUGAAUGUAAUGAAAUGGAAUCUAUGACUAGGAGAUGUACUGAGAAACCUAAAAGCUCUUUAGUAAACUCAGAAAUUAUAAACACAGACUCUGGAGAUAGAGAAGAAACGAUAUCGUUUAUUACUAAUGAAUGCUGUGAAUUAGAAGAAAAAUCACUUAAAAGAAAGGAUGAUCAAGAGCUUUCAGCUGAAGAUAAACUAAGCCACUGUUGUGUUUUUAAUGAACAUAAACCCCUUGAUACAGAUUCUGUUAGUGGAUUAUCUGACACUGAAAGACUGGAUUCAGUAAUGGAAUAUCCAACAGAUAGCCUGUGCUCAGGCACUAGCUUACCAGCUACCUCGCAGGAUUGCAAAGCAGCAGAGGAAACUCAAGACACUAGAGAUGAAGUCACCACAGAAGACAUGCAUUAUGUGUUCGAUAAAUUUAUUUUGACUUCUGGAAAGCCUCCAACUAUAGUAUGCAGUAUCUGCAAAAGGGAUGGCCAUUCCAAAAGUGAUUGCCCAGAAGAUUUUAAGAAAAUUGAUUUAAACCCACUACCACCAAUGACAAUUAGAUUCAGAGAAAUACUUGAUCUUGUAUGUAAAAGGUGCUUUGAUGAAUUGUCACCUCCUUUCCCAGAACAACAAAAUCGAGAGCAGAUUCUGGCAAGUUUGGAAAGGUUCAUUCGGAAAGAAUAUAAUGACAAGGCCAGGCUGUGCCUGUUUGGCUCUUCAAAGAAUGGAUUUGGAUUCCGCGAUAGUGACCUGGAUAUCUGCAUGACUCUAGAAGGCUAUGAAAAUGCAGAGAAAUUAAAUUGUAAGGAAAUUAUUGAAAGCUUGGCAAAAGUUCUUAAGAAACAUCCAGGUUUAAGAAACAUUCUGCCUAUAACAACAGCCAAAGUGCCUAUUGUAAAAUUUGAACACAGACAAAGUGGCUUAGAAGGUGAUAUCAGCUUAUAUAACACACUGGCACAGCAUAACACAAGAAUGCUUGCAACUUAUGCAGCCAUUGAUCCAAGAGUGCAAUAUUUGGGAUACACUAUGAAAGUUUUUGCAAAGCGUUGUGAUAUUGGAGAUGCAUCCAGAGGAAGUCUCUCUUCAUAUGCCUACAUUCUCAUGGUAUUAUACUUCUUACAACAGAGAGAACCACCAGUAAUCCCAGUACUGCAAGAGAUAUUUGAUGGGCAGCAGAUCCCUCAAAGGAUGGUUGAUGGUUGGAAUGCUUUCUUCUUUGAUGACACCGAAGAAUUGAAAAAACGUUUACCUUCUCUUGGGAAAAACACAGAGUCACUGGGAGAACUCUGGUUAGGAUUACUGAGAUUUUACACUGAAGAAUUUGAUUUCAAAGAAUAUGUCAUCAGCAUUCGGCAGAAAAAGCUGUUAACCACAUUUGAGAAACAAUGGACAUCCAAAUGCAUUGCUAUUGAAGAUCCCUUUGACCUGAAUCAUAAUCUUGGUGCAGGAGUUUCUAGAAAAAUGACCAAUUUCAUAAUGAAAGCAUUAAUCAACGGGAGAAAGUUAUUUGGUACCCCUUAUUAUCCAAUCUCAGGAAGAGAAGCUGAAUAUUUUUUCAAUUCCAAAGUAUUAACUGAUGGAGAACUGGCCCCAAAUGACAGGUGCUGUCGUGUCUGUGGCAAAAUUGGCCACUAUAUGAAGGACUGCCCUAAAAGAAGAAGGAUAAAGAAAAAAGAGAAUGAAAGAGAUGAUGAAAAGGAACUAAAGGAAGAAGAAAGAGAUACCAGAGAAAAGAGAUGUUUUAUGUGUGGUGACAUGGGACACGUUAGAAGAGAUUGUCCUGAAUUCAAGCAGACCAGACAAAGAAGCAAUGGUUUGGCAGCCUCUCAAUUAGUCAGAAGCUUGGUAAAUUCACAGCAAGUAACUGGAUCAAUUCCACAGCAGGUGGAAAGACCCUCACGUACUAGACAACCAUCAGAAUGUACCAGGGCUUCCAAGGGCAAUUUGGUAAAGGAAAUCCACCUCCACCUAUUCCUUGGGACCAUGGAGCUACUACCCGUUUUCCUGUCCUUCGAGGGACGUGGCCUUACAGUAUAUCUCCAAACUACAUGCAGCAGGGAAAUGCCAGUUACCCAUUGAACAAACCUUUCUAUCCUCAAGCGGGCCUAUUGAUGCAGAACCAGCGGUUUUCACUUCUGUCUCAAGGACAUCCACACUUGAACGUGAAUUUUAUUCAGCAGAAGAAAUGAAGUUUAAUUAAGGGGAUGGGAAGAAAUCAGGUUGGAAUAAAAUGUUAUUGCAACAGGUUUAGAUAAAAAGAUUAUUUAAAACUUUUUAAGUGUAUAAUUUGUACAUAAAUAUAAAAUAUAGUUUUUACUAGUAUCACAGGAAUUAGUGAUACAAAUGUCAUCUAUUUUAUUACCCUGUUUUUAAGGGAACUGUGUUUUAUUUUAUCUUGAUAAACUGUAAAGAGAGUUUUUAAAAUUAAGUUGUUUAUUUUCUAUUAGCUUUAUUCAUACUUUGGUUCAGACUUUAUAUCUAUUCUAAAAAAGAAAUUAGAAGGAAUUCAUGUGUUAAAGACUCAUUUCUUUACUGAACAAUGUAGUGCCAAAAAACUUUUUAAAAAGGAAAUAAAAAUUGGAAAAUCCUAAAUCAUAGCCACAUUUUCUUUCAUAUUAGGGAUUGAAUGCUAAAUGGCAGUACUUU